AUGAGUUCUCCGGGUAGAAACCAUCAGCAUGAGCGCGGACGAUCGUCUGGGUCUGAGCAGCCGGGCUCACCGUCACAGCCGUCGUCGGCAGCCCGACAGCCGCAACAACCACAGUCGAUGGCCGAGUACUACGGCGACCUGGUGAACAACAAGUACUACUACAACUACUACCACGGUGCCAGCUUGGAGCAGCAAGAGGACGACCAGGACGAGGACGAGGACGAGCCAGAAGACGGCCACGAGCUGCUGGCGCGACUGGCACCACCGACAGUCGGUGGUGAAGAGGGCGAGGACUAUGACGAUGACAACAACCAGACGGACUCGGACUCGGACGAGCUGGACGAGGAGGGCGAAUACCGGGCGUCGGUGACGAGCAGCGUGCGGGCACACGUAUACGAGGGCGGGAUGCGCUUUCACGCGUACGAGGGCACGGGCAGCAACGCGCUGGCCGACGGGGAGACAGCCGGCGACGGGACGACGACGAGGCCAACAACACACAGAGGCCGGCUCUACGUGCUGCCCAACGACGAGACGGAACAGAACCGGGACGACAUGAAGCACGCGGUGUCGCUGCUGGUGAUGCGGGGACAACCGUUUUAUGCGCCAGUGCACGAGCGGCUGGUGGAGGGCGGUGAUGUGUAUGAUUUGGGAACGGGAACGGGAAUCUGGGCGAUAGAGCUCGCUGACAAAUAUCCCCGAUCAAUCGUGAACGGCGUCGACCUCUCGCCGAUCCAGCCCAACUACGUGCCCAGCAACGUGUUCUUUGCCGUCGAUGACUUUGAAGAUGACUGGGCCUCGCCGCCAGAUGCCUUUGACUUUGUGCACAUGCGCCACAGCCUGUUCGCGGUCGAGGACCGGCCGGCGCUGCUGCGUCGCAUCUUCCGGCAUCUGCGCCCCGGUGGCUUCGUCGAGUUCCAGGAGCUGCUCACGGCCGCCCAGAGCGACGAUGGCUCCCUGACCGAGACCACGCCCUAUGCUCUCCGCGACUUUUUCCGCUUUGUCGCUGCUGGCAUGCAGCGGUCGCCGCGGCUGGCCGGUGGCGAUCUCAUGGGGACGCCCUGGUCAGCUGCUGCCUCGGCUGCCUUUUCCGACCGGCUCUGCGCCCAGCUGCGCGCUGCCGGCUUCGUCAAUGUCCACGCUGCCGUCCACAAGUGUCCUCUCGGCACGUGGCCGCGCGAUCGUCGCCUCCGCGGCUGCGGCCUGCUCAUGCGCACCGCCCUCAUGGACGGCCUCCGCUCCUGGGCUUGCCGCCCGCUCGGCUCCUCCGCUGGUGGCCUCGGCUGGACCAACACCCAGAUCGAGGUCUUUCUCGUCGACGUCCGCAAGGCCGUCAUGGACCCCAACAUCCACGCCUACUUUCCCCUGCACGUCGUCUAUGCCCAGAAACCGGAGCUGGCCGCAGACGGCAUGGACAGUACCGCCACAGGACCGCAGUAG
Messenger RNA from Grosmannia clavigera kw1407, 1437 nucleotides. RefSeq names its product tam domain protein. Bases 1 to 1437 code for a protein of 478 amino acids. Gene Ontology annotation, molecular function: methyltransferase activity. Lineage: Eukaryota; Fungi; Ascomycota; Sordariomycetes; Ophiostomatales; Ophiostomataceae. The transcript has 3 exons. The record is from RefSeq and is a predicted model, not a curated record.